Gossypium arboreum is the source of this 1188-nucleotide messenger RNA. Its product is annotated as LIM domain-containing protein WLIM2b. Gene Ontology annotation, molecular function: actin filament binding. Gene Ontology annotation, biological process: actin filament bundle assembly. The transcript is spliced from 6 exons. Gene Ontology annotation, cellular component: actin cytoskeleton; plasma membrane. Lineage: Eukaryota; Viridiplantae; Streptophyta; Magnoliopsida; Malvales; Malvaceae. Bases 355 to 924 code for a protein of 189 amino acids. The record is from RefSeq and is a predicted model, not a curated record.
GAUACACUCUCGAGCAUACAAACCUACACUCAGACAACAUGCCUGCAGCAUCUUAUCAUCACAUUCUUUUAACCUACAAUUCUUAUAUAAUCUCCAAUUCUCCACCUCCACUAGCCCACCAUAAUUUGUCUAGAGCUUCUUUUUUGGUGCUUACAAAUAGCAUGCCUUAAUUAGUCAUGUAUAUUUGCUUUUUAAAUUUUAAAUUAGUAGAAUUUUCCAAAUAUUUAUUAAAGAAAAAAAUAUCUAGAAAAAAAUCCUGACAGAACAUAAUUCAGUUAAAAUUAACAUGAAUCCAAAGUAUUAAACAACAAAAUAUUGAAUUGAAGCUCUAGAUCUAAAGCAUAUAUUGGAGCCAUGUCUUUUAUUGGUACCCAACAAAAAUGCAAGGCUUGCGAAAAGACUGUUUACCCAGUGGAACUUGUAUCAGUUGAUGGGGUUCCUUUCCAUAAAUCUUGCUUCAAAUGCAGCCAUUGCAAAGGGACAUUAAAGUGGGGUAAUUACUCAUCAAUGGAAGGUGUUCUUUAUUGCAAGCCUCAUUUCGAGCAGCUAUUCAAGGAGGCGGGUAACUACAACAAGAAUUUUCAGUCACCUGCCAAGUCAGCCGAGAAGUUAACUCAACUGACAAGAUCGCCUAGCAAAGCGGCUGGCAUGUUUUCCGGGACACAAGACAAAUGUGCUACCUGUGGGAAAACUGCUUAUCCACUCGAGAAGGUAACAGUGGAAGGUCAAUCUUACCACAAAUCAUGUUUCAAGUGCUCUCAUGGUGGUUGCCCUAUAAGCCCUUCAAAUUAUGCAGCACUUGAGGGCAUUUUGUAUUGUAAGCAUCACUUUUCCCAGCUUUUCAAAGAGAAAGGAAGCUACAAUCAUUUGAUCAAGUCCGCAUCGAUUAAGCGCACAGCCACCUCUGUUCCAGAAGCUUCAUAGAAAUCCCUUUUUUUCAUGUUUUUCUUUCUGUUCUUGUGUUUGCUGGAUUUUUUUCCUUAUGAAUCCUUUGAUUUAUGUUUAUGAACAAAAAAGGGGAAGAAAAAACUUGAAUUUCCUCUAUGGCUUAUUCACCUGCAGAUAUGUAAUGGCAUUUUAUUGAUGGAUGGAUAUGCAAUCUCCAAAUUAGAAUUUGUAAAAAAAACCCUUGCUUUGUUUGCAUGAUACUACAUGUUGAUGUACUUUUGAUGUUUGCCUUGCUUUAAA